GGGAGAGGAAGGAGUAAGGGGGGUCACGAGGAGAAACCACGUGGGGUGAGUCAGCAAGGGGCGGGGCUUAGGAGGGAGGGAGAUAAAAGGAAGCAGAGGAUCCUGGAAGGAAGAGGCUGCGAAGAAGUUGGAGUUAUUAAGGUCCAGGAUCCAUCUCCAAAAUGUGGCGGUCUGUAGCAGCUCUGUGUUUUCUGGUGGCCCUUGCCAGCGCCCGGAGCGUCCCUUACUUCCCUCCUCUCUCCCACGACAUGGUGAACUACAUCAACAAGCUCAACACCACUUGGCAGGCUGGGCACAAUUUCCACAAUGUUGACAUGAGUUAUGUGAAAAAGUUGUGUGGCACAUAUUUGCACGGCCCCAAGUUACCUGAAAGGUUUGCGUUUGCAGAUGAUGUGGAAUUACCAGAUAGUUUUGACUCACGGAAACAAUGGCCAAGUUGUCCAACCAUCAACGAGAUCAGAGACCAAGGUUCUUGUGGCUCUUGCUGGGCAUUUGGUGCAGUGGAGGCCAUUUCUGACCGGGUUUGCGUCCACACCAACGGCAAGGUGAAUGUGGAGAUCUCUGCAGAAGACCUUCUCUCCUGCUGCGGCUUUGAAUGCGGAAUGGGAUGCAACGGAGGCUACCCAUCUGGAGCAUGGAAAUACUGGACUGAGAAGGGCUUGGUGUCCGGUGGGCUUUAUGAUUCCCACGUGGGCUGCCGGCCAUACUCUAUCCCGCCUUGUGAGCACCACACCAACGGCACUCGUCCCCCCUGCUCCGGUGAAGGCGGAGAGACCCCCGAAUGUGUCAAGAAGUGUGAAGAUGGCUACACACCUGCAUACAAGCAGGACAAGCACUACGGAGUUACCUCCUACGGCAUCCCUCGCAGUGAGAAGGAAAUAAUGGCUGAGAUCUACAAGAACGGGCCAGUGGAAGGAGCCUUUGUUGUGUACUCUGACUUCCUCAUGUACAAAUCAGGUGUCUAUCAACAUGUUUCUGGAGAGGAAGUUGGUGGCCAUGCCAUCCGUAUCCUGGGCUGGGGCGUUGACAAUGGCACCCCUUACUGGUUGGCAGCCAAUUCCUGGAACACAGACUGGGGUGAAGACGGUUUCUUCAGGAUCCUCCGUGGACAGGACCACUGCGGAAUCGAAUCUGAAAUUGUCGCUGGGAUCCCCAAGACGAGCGAAUAUUGGAAGAUGCUGUGAAGACGUUGCCCUUCUGAAUCCAGCUGAUUGAUCUGCAAAUAAUCAAGUUGAUUUUUAUCCUGUGGAAACGGAAGCAGUGGUGACAAAAACUGCCACACUCCUCAGACAUUUUAGAUUUCAGAUUUUUUUAAAAAAAUAAAGCCUUUUAAAAUGUUUUAAAAACCAUUACUCAGUGCUAUUGUCUCCAGGAGGCAGGAAGAACGAGGCGGCACAAAGUGGGGCAACUCUAUAGAGUCAUUGAGAAACGAAACCAGAAGGAUGCAAUUGAAUCAGAGCUAGCUGAUUUAAUAAUUUUGAGUAAAUAUUUCUCGGUAUUGUUGAGAAAUAUUCUUCCAAGUGUCCUAUAGAAUUAACAGGGUGAUUGGACUGUUGGGGGGACACAACCCUAGGUGAGCCAUAGCAUGGUGCCAAAGAGGAUUUUCAAGGCAAAGGAUUGGAAGCAGGCUAAAAUGACUGAUUGUUGAUGAUUUAUGUGCUGAGACCUUUAUUGGGUCAUAUUGAUGAUGAGACACGGGGGAUAGCAAAGAGAUAAGACAUUUGAGACAAUGAUGAACUAUCUUACGCUUUGCUUCAGCCAAUAAGAUGGUUCCCAGACUUGGAUCCAUCAUAUGUUUUGGACUCCAGCUCCUGCUUAUUGGCCAAGCUGGUUGUGGUUUUGGGGAAAUGAAGUCCAAAACACCCAGAGGAUCCAAAAUUGGGAACCUCUGUGCCAAUUCCUCUUUAUUUCUUGCUGAUUCUCUAUCCAUGUUCCUAGGCAGCUAGGGGCAAAUUAGAGUCUCCGUGUUUAUACUGACUAACCCCAACAAGGCUCCAUUGUAUUUGCUUCUGGAAACUUCAGAUCUGUGCUUUGGCUUUUAUUGGAGUGUUGUGCCACCAUGUGGCUAGUAAUUUGAGGCUUCGAUCAUUAUAAAUGGGAUUUAAUCAUGGAUAGCAAAUUAUGGAGCCCACUCUGUGUUCCUAGAUAAGCUCUAAGUGUCAUACAUUAUUUUGUUGCAUUUCUCAAGUCUUUACAAUAACUGCACUGGCUGAAUUUGCACAUGGAUAGUCAUUGAUUCAGUAAAAUAUAUAAUAAUAAUUUACAAUUGCAAAUCAUCAGUACAGGAAUGAUGAUAGUGGUGAUCAAUGCAUGCAGACCAGACGUUUGGAUCUGGACUUGGUCAUACUAAAAGCAGACCCAUUCGUCUAAAUCCAAGUCUCUUUAUUUUAAAUGAGAGACCCACUGAGGUCAAUGGCUCUACUGUGAGUUAGACUCCACCUGGAUCUGACACAUAGGCUCCGUUAUUUCACUAUCUCCCAGCUUCGAAUGUACUCAUGAAAUGCACAAAGCCUUUAAACUUGCGGUUGUUGCAAAAGCAGCCAAAUGUUUACCAGUACGACUUCAGUUGGGUUUUUUUUCUUCAUCUCUCCAAUAAAGAGUUGAAAUCUCA
Messenger RNA from Anolis carolinensis (green anole), 2611 nucleotides. RefSeq names its product cathepsin B (gene ctsb). Gene Ontology annotation, cellular component: lysosome. NCBI's taxonomy places the organism in Eukaryota, Metazoa, Chordata, Lepidosauria, Squamata, Anolidae. Bases 162 to 1184 code for a protein of 340 amino acids. Gene Ontology annotation, molecular function: cysteine-type endopeptidase activity. The transcript has 10 exons. Gene Ontology annotation, biological process: regulation of catalytic activity. The record is from RefSeq and is a predicted model, not a curated record.